Molecule: messenger RNA, 612 nt
Organism: Coffea arabica (coffee)
Lineage: Eukaryota; Viridiplantae; Streptophyta; Magnoliopsida; Gentianales; Rubiaceae
Source: RefSeq, a predicted model, not a curated record
AUGGACGAGGAGAUCACCUUCGGACCAAGGGACGCGGUUCUCCUAGCGUCAGGGAACCACGCGGCCAUCGUGAUAGAUGUUGCAACCAACAACUAUCGGGUGAAGAAGGUGUACCUCGACCAGGGAAGUGCGGUUGACAUUAUGUUCUACCGGGUGUUCAAGGAGCUCGGCUUGGAGGAUGGGCAGUUAACGCCAGUUCGGAUACCCUUGGUGGACUUCACCGGACCGCCCAUCAACCCGGAGGGGAUGAUCACCCUGAUGGCCACGAUAGGGCAGGCGCCCAAGUGUCGGACCAUCCCAGUCAAUUUCGUGGUGGUCAAACAGCCGUCCCCGUACAACGUGUUCUUGGGGCGGCCCUCUUUGAACGCCCUCCGAGUUAUUCCCUCUUCUCUCCACUUUAGCGUAAAAUUUUUCACACCGGGAGGGAUCGCUGAGGUGCAUGGGGAUCCAGAAGUGGCCAGAACUUACUACCUAACCUUACUCCGGGAACAGGAGAAGGUGGUCUCCCAAACGACCAGUUUGGAGCCUUACAUCCCGGGGGACGAAGCACGGCAGUUGGGCACCCAGAACGAUAUCGAGGAGUUCCCCUUGAGGCAGGACCGGCCCGACUAG